UUCCCACAAUGUUGCGCUCAGAAUCACUACGCCAGUUACUCAUUAUAAGUAGUCUGAUAUUAUGUAGCAUAUCGGAUGGAUUUAUUUUCGGCCAGAUGUCAGGCAUGGUGGACGAUUUACGAGGGAAAGAAAGUCAAAUUACAUUAAACGAUGCUGACGUGUCUUUAAUAGCCUCUAUCAUCAAUGCAACGUGCAUCAUGGGAUUUGGUGUAGUCGCACUGCUAAGUGAAAAAUUCGGACGGAGACAAACUAUUUCAAUCCUUAGCAUACCAGUUCUCGUCAGCUACAUCAUGGUGUAUUUAGGACAAGAUAUGGCAACAAUUGUGACGUCUAGAGUGAUUGUGGGUGUUUGCUACGGAGGUGUGCUGAUAUUGACGUACAUAGCCAUGGCCGAAUAUAUGAAUCCCAAUAAACGUGCCUUUUAUAUCAAUUUAAUAUCAGCUAUAGGACCAUCCGUGGGUACAGUUUUAGGCCAUGUUCUAUGCCUUUUAUUACACUGGAGGACGGUUGCAUUAAUAGGAUUGAUUCCAACAGGGUUGUCCGCCAUAUUGCCUCUGUUUUGGGUCGAGAGUCCUUCUUGGCUAGCGAGUCAAGGCAGAUUCGAGGAAUGUAAAAAGGUCUAUAGAGAAUUAUUUGGAAAAAGUAAUGCAUCUGAAGCACAAUUGGAACUUCUAAUCGAAACUGAAAAAGCGAAACGAAAUGAAAUCACAGGAAACAAACGGAGCUUUGCUAUUAUAGUAGAAAAAAUGAGGACUGCAAUGACUAAAAAAUAUUUCUGGAAAAUAAUGGUAUUAGGUGCUGUUAUAAAUAUUUAUCGUAUAGCAGCCGGGAAAUUGAUGUUCAGUACGCUAGCUAUUACUAUGCUCCAAGAAUUAACUGGAACUUCCAAUAUUCUAGUGUAUACUUUUUACGUAGAUGGCUUUUUCAUUUUAGGUUCUAUAUUUUCACUAUUUUCUUUAAGUGCUAUGAAAAUGAGACCACUGAUAUUUUCAUUAGGUUUUUUAGCAAAUUUUACGUUACUAGUGUUGAGUGCAUGUGUACAUUUCAUACCUUCAGAUAGUACAUAUUAUGUUUGGACAGUUAUAUCUCUUUUGGCUUUUUACUUCAUAACAGUGUUAACGGGACCAUAUGCUGUGUUAGAACCAUAUUUAGCUGAAAUAUUUCCUUUAGAUAUAAAGUUAUAUUGUAUUUUGUUAUCGAGUUUUUUGAUUAGCAUCGCUUCUUUUCUGGCUGUUUUCUUAGCUCCAUUAAUGUUUGCUACAAUCGGAUACGAUGGAGUUUUUCUUUUAAAUGCUUUAAUUGUAUUCCUUUGUCUCGGCUACCUUUGGUUCUUUAUGCCAGAGACCAAAGGUAGGACGCUGCAAGAAAUAGAAUACUACUUUAAGAACAACAAUUUUAAUGAUUUGCAAGAAACGAAUAAUGAACAAGUUACAGGGUUAUUGUAA
Messenger RNA from Papilio machaon (common yellow swallowtail), 1445 nucleotides. RefSeq names its product sugar transporter ERD6-like 12. Gene Ontology annotation, cellular component: membrane. NCBI's taxonomy places the organism in Eukaryota, Metazoa, Arthropoda, Insecta, Lepidoptera, Papilionidae. The record is from RefSeq and is a predicted model, not a curated record. The transcript is spliced from 3 exons. Gene Ontology annotation, biological process: transmembrane transport. Gene Ontology annotation, molecular function: transmembrane transporter activity. The coding region runs from base 9 to 1445 and encodes 478 amino acids.